ACAUUAAGCGAUUGUAUUUUUCAAAUGGGAUUGAAUUGCUUGACUGAAACUGGCUGGCAGAGUGGCUUCACACUGUUGUUAAGCUUAGUUGAAAAACAAACGAGCCAUAGAGUGGACGGGCUGACGGACAGACACUUUUGCUUACCAGAACUUACUUACGCCAAUUAAAGCCAAAAUAUACUGAUAUAAAAAACGGAAAGGAACGGUUUCGAAAAUUCAAAAAAUACCAACAAGUUAUUGAAAAAUCAAAUAAAACAAAUUAUAAUUAAAACUGACUGAAUUCUAAAGCUUGAAAUUUGCAAUAUUUAUUAAAAUAACCGCAUUAAUAAUAAAUUUGGCCAAUCCAGUAGAUAUAAUAAAUGCUAAACGCGUAUUAAUGCCAAGUUUGUUAAACAAAUAAUUUAAGAAAGUCUAUAACCAUAUAAAAAAUAAUAACAAUAAAAUAUUUGCGAAAGUAUUUUGAGAAAAGCCAAAGCAAAUUGUUUUAAUUUGUAUAUUACUACAAACAAGUGCAAAAAAGUGCUAUUUUUUGGAGUUUUCGAAUUUUAAUUAAGAACAAAAAAAUAUUCCUAAUUUGAACAUGGAUGUAGCUUGGCGUUUUCGCAUAAUGUUAUUCACCGCCCUGGCCUUGAUGAUAUUUGGUGAUAUUUUCGGUUAUGGCGGCAUGAUGCGUGGUGUUAAAUCUGAUCCCAAUCAGCAAACAGCGGGGGCGGGCAAAUUUCAACAGAAAAAUGCCGAAAUUGAAAUCAGUGAAGAUGCUGAUUUAACGGAAUUUUCAACAGCUGCUCUGCAACAGAAACGUAUGAAAUCCCAGCUGACGGAUGCCAUAAAAGACUCUUGUCUGCCCAAAAUGUUGUGUGAAAUGGCCUCAAAACCUGAAUAUAUGUUAACCGAAAAAGAAAAGGAUCUUAUGAAUCUAAUAAGAUCUUCGUCCAUGUCUUUGGCAAUGAAUGGUGCCCCCAGCAAGUGGCAUUUUGCAGCACAUAUGGGAGAACUAUUGCGCUAUACAGGCGAUGAAUUAAGCGGACCAAUGGGUUGUGCCAAUCUAUGGCCAAAUUGUCCUAUUAGUUCUAAGAAAUUAAUGAAAUUAUCCUAUAAAGUGAAACUUUAAACAUUUAAGACAAAAAAAAAACAAAAAAAUUAAUGUGAUUUAUUAGACAAAAAAAAAACUAAAUUAAAAAAAUUUUAAAUUAUUGCCAAGAUCUUGAAAAUUUUAAACAAAUAUUUAUGGCUACAAUUUGAUAGCUAUAAAUUUUUGUAAAAAAAUUUUAUUUAAUUUUUAAAGUUUCCUAUAUAAAUUAAUUUAUGCAUACACACUUAUUUUUUAUUAUAAUUUUCUAUAAAUUUGGCUUUUGUAUUUAUUUGUUUUCUUGUGUAAAUAUUUUUAAGCUCUAACUAUAGUGUAAAUUUGUAUAAAACAAAUAUAUGAUUUUGUUUUAAAUAUUUUAAGACUUAUUUUAAAAAGUAAUCAUUGUGUGUACUAUACUCUUAUGACUUUUUUUAUGAGAAUCAUGUACACUAACUAGUCUGUAAUAUUUUUUUGAAGUUAAUUUAAGCAUAAUUUUGUUUAGUUUAGUUUAGUAUUAAGUUUAUGUAAAUUAUUUGAGACUUUUUUUACUAACAAAAGAAAAUAAAUUUUGUUAAGUAGUUUUGUAAAUACGAGUGAGAAUUUAAAUACAAACACAAAAUAAAAACAAUUUGAAUAAAAUCAAAAAAA
Calliphora vicina (urban bluebottle blowfly) is the source of this 1717-nucleotide messenger RNA. RefSeq names its product geko (gene geko). The record is from RefSeq and is a predicted model, not a curated record. Lineage: Eukaryota; Metazoa; Arthropoda; Insecta; Diptera; Calliphoridae. Bases 581 to 1111 code for a protein of 176 amino acids. The transcript has 3 exons.